UAUAUAAGUUCUAGCUGUUGUAACCGAGGCAUAUUCUGAAAGUCUGCAAUGGCUUCCUUGCUCUCUCUACCCAACGAAAUUAUACAGGAGAUUGGCCUUACGGCUGAAAUGCCCGACCUCAAAUCUCUUCGUGCAGUAUGCCUACGUACAUGCAUUUCUCUCGACCCGGUCUUGUUUCCCUCACUGACCGUCCAUUUAAACCUGGCUGAAUUCAAGUACCAUCGUAUCAUCUUCCCUGUCCCAUUAAUUGACAAUCUCGCUGCCCAUCGCACACCUAUUGCGCGAUAUGUACAACGCCUCUCAGUAGUUGUAUCCACCCAACGUUCUCCGUCGGUUCCGAAAUUCGAUCGCAAGCUCCAGCAUAAUAACUCUGCUCUCGGGCAACUAAAGAAUGACUUACGACCAGCUUUGGCAUCCUUGAUUAACGUCGUGUCUGCUACGGUUCGAUUCGACACGCAUGGUAUUCGCACCAUUCCUGCUUGGGUCAUUGACGAGAUCUUCCAAGGCUUGAAAAUUCUUCCUCUACUCGACGACGUCCACAUAUCUCAGCCAGACCUUAAUCUACCGUUCCUAUCUUCGAUCAAACAUUUAAAUGGAUUAAGGACGUUUCAUUGGAAUGGGUCAGGUCACUGUCACCGUACAUUAGAGAAAGGCUUGGCCCUUGCAAUUGCGGCCUGCCCGGACCUCGCGCAUUUGGAACUGAACGGUGAUUCCAUGACUGCAAAUGACCUUCCCUACAUUUCGCAUACCCACUCUCAACAUGGCUAUCAUCUGUCUCGUCUGUUCCGCUAUGUGUCCCCCGACAAGCCUCUUCUCCUCUCUUAUCUCGACAUUCGCGAGUGGAACGUCUCCCAUUCAGCCUGGCUGUACCCCAACCUUCGCUCCCUACAAACCUUGAUCAUACGUGACGGCUGCGACGUUUCCCCACACUUCUGGAACGGCCUUGUGAAGGAACACGUCCGGAUUCCGGACCUUACCUUGAUUGUUGGUACCGAUCCAGCACCGCUUCAUUUUCUCCGAUCAAAUAAGGAGAUGGUGAGGUUGGUUCUAUGGACGGCGCUCAAAGACUUUGGGGAGGAAUAUGAACAUGUAGAACGUAUGGGGAAGGCAUUCUUCAAGGACGUGUUGCCUCUUCUUUCGGGUACAUUGGAGGAGCUCCAUAUUAAGCCUAGGAUGCGGGGGAAAUGGGGAUAUGGAGACCAUGCAACUGACUCGAUCACGCAAUGCAAGCAACUGAAGGUCUUGGGGAUACAUGUAUCCGACUAUGAUUCUAUGGCAUCUUUAUUAGGCAUCAUCAAAGUGUUGCCCGCUUUGCGUACGCUGUAUCUGUACGAAGCUCCCACUCGCGAGCGACCUUGGCACGCGCGAGGUUCCGUCGAUACAGAUGCUUUAGAGAAGUUUCGCAUAGGAGACACCAAACGCGAGGAUGUGGUGCGUAACCUCGAAGUAAUUCUUCCGCAAGGGGUGGUAUACAAACCAGAGUUAAUGAUUGAUGGAGAGAAGCCAUCCUGGUUCUUUAAGCGCCUCCAAUCAGUGUAAUUCUUCGUCCUGAAAUUUGUAGAGGUCAAUUCCUCAAAGAAACCGUAGGGUGGUACGCUUCAAUCUAUGAUACUUACUGUUACCAAUGGCCUAAGGAGUUUUGAAUCAAUGAUUCGUGCGCAAAAUUAGUUUAUGGCUAUGUUCUUACGCUUCACAUCAGCCCACUCCGUUCAGGGAACAUGUUUCAUCGUAUCCUCGCGAGGAUCGCGUUUCUUAGUUGAAUUUGAGGGCCCUG
Molecule: messenger RNA, 1774 nt
Organism: Desarmillaria tabescens
Lineage: Eukaryota; Fungi; Basidiomycota; Agaricomycetes; Agaricales; Physalacriaceae
Exons: 4
Coding region: 49-1539 (496 amino acids)
Source: RefSeq, a predicted model, not a curated record